GGCUCUUCCUGGUGACGUCAUUAUUCUAGGUGGAAGACAGUAGUAAAGAUGGCAAGCGCUGUUCAACAGAACGUGGAAAAUUGGAAAGCCAAGCUAGACAAAGUGUUGCACGAGAAAAAUGGAUUCACCGAUCUUCUUGAAAAGGUGGAGCAGAAGACUGGCGUGCGCAGACUUUACCUUGCAAUCGGACUCUUUGCAGUAGUGGUUCUGUAUUUGAUGGUGGGAUAUGGAGCUCAGUUCCUGUGUAAUUUUAUAGGCUUUAUUUAUCCAGCAUACACAUCAUUUAAGGCCGUAGAAUCCACCAACAAGGACGACGACACGGUCUGGCUGAUCUACUGGGUCGUCUACAGCUUUUUCGCUCUCCUAGAAUUCUUUACUGACAUCUUCUUAUUCUGGAUUCCCUUCUACUGGCUUCUGAAGUGCAUCUUCCUUGUCUGGUGUAUGGCUCCUACAUCCUACAAUGGCUCCCAGGUCAUCUACUACCGAUUUAUUCGGCCGUUCAUCCUCCGAUACGAAAAGAAGAUCGACAGCGCCGUGGAUCGGGCCAGCGAGGCCGCUAGAGAAGUUUUUGGCCUAGCCUUCAGAGCCACACAGAACGCUGGGGAGGUGGCCAAGGACAUGGCUAAUGAUGCGGCAGCUGAUGCAAUGAAGAAACAGUAUUUAGAUAACUCUGCCAAGACCGAUUAAAGAAUCGUGUCCACCUAACCUCACGACUUUAGUUUGACUUUAUCCUAACUCCUUGUACCAUCUUUCUCUGACAGCUUAAUUCUACCCGUUUAAAUAUUCUGUUGAUUUUUUGUUUGACAUUCUGUGCAAUACAUCAGAAAGAUUUGGAGAAUCGCAGACUCUACGAAGCAUUGUUAUUGUGUGAUUUGAGUACAGACCGAUGUGUUCAUACUUGAUUGAUGGAGUGCCGCUAGGAAUCUCUCUCUUUGUUAAACAUAAUUCACUCCCAGGGUAUCUACCAACAGUCCUUGUUUACAGUUUUAAUUCCUGACAGAGACUUUUGUUUACUUUGUUGCUCAAUUCUGAUUGUAUAGUGGGUUUAUAUAGUGGUAUUUUUCUUCACAUAUCCAAAAUGAUUCUUUGCACUAACCGUUGCAUAUCCGUUAGCGAGACUACGUGGAUAAUCUUCAUACACGUGUACUGUGAUCCGAUUGUCAUAUUAGCAGUUUUUCCUUACUACAUUAGACCUCCAUUUAUAUCCGUCUAGUCUACAGAGUUUUGUUUUCAAUCAAAUAUUUUGAUGUUGUACAUUAAUUUGUAAUUAAUACUCUAAGCAUUAGAAGUGGAUAAUUUAUGAUCGGCAGACUUCACAUUAUACCAUUGUUACAGCUCUCCUUGCCCGCGGGCUGUAUGGCAUACCGUGUUAACUAGUUAUUUUCUAUUGUACAGAUUUUUAUCCCUUUUUGGUGAAAAUAUGAUUCUAAUUUUGUUUAUCAAUAAUAUUGAAUAUUUAUGAAUAAUAUUGUGAAAUUUUGUAUAAUUUAAUAAUUUAAAAUUUUUAAAAAUAUUUGCAUGCAGUGAUUUGUACAUCUAACUGUAUAUAUAGAACCUAUUUAUUGCUGUUUGAGCUUCUAUGAACCUUGCAAAUUAUUUACCUCUCAACAUUCCCUAUUCAUUAUCACUUGUAAAGAAUUUUGGAAGAACUAUGAUUUUUAAAAUUCACUAGAAUGGCUAGAAUUGAAAACAACUGGAGUUGCCCAAGUUUUUUGGCAUAUUCUUUACCAAUACAGGUGUGUUCAAAAGUCUACUGAAGUUUCACAUUUUGAUUCAGAAAGUUUACAGAGGAUAUCAAUCGACCACCCAAUGUCCAUUACUGUUGUAUAAAUAUAUCAACUAGUUUAAUAAAUUCUCUAGAAAACAUGUCA
This is a messenger RNA of Magallana angulata, 1871 nucleotides long. RefSeq names its product receptor expression-enhancing protein 5-like. NCBI's taxonomy places the organism in Eukaryota, Metazoa, Mollusca, Bivalvia, Ostreida, Ostreidae. The transcript is spliced from 6 exons. Bases 49 to 687 code for a protein of 212 amino acids. The record is from RefSeq and is a predicted model, not a curated record.